GCCAGGUCAUAUGGUUUCCCCGCUUCUGCUUUCCCCAAGGAGGGAUUUUCCCUAAACACGCAUUUUGUCUUGACUCUCACUGUCCAUGGCAGUGGGAUGACUUUUGUGACUGCAGGAGCCCACUGCAAGGAUCUGCUCAGCUCCGGCCUUCUCCCUGGCUCCUCUGGGAAGAACACCCAGGAAGGGCCACCUAAGGACAUAGUGAGAAAGUGACCAUCUGGAAGCCUGGAAAGCAAAUUUGCCAGCACCCCCCAGCCUUCGGAACUGUGGGAAAAAAACACACCUGUUGUGACCCCUUAGGGCCCCUGGCCAUCUGCGCCCCGCCGAGAUGGGGUGCCACUCCAGUAAGACCACGCUUGUGGCAGAAGAGCCCCGCAAGCCUGGAGAGGAGCCGGAGGGAGAAGAGCCCAGCGUGGAGACCAGCACGGAGGCGGCGCUGGAGCAGGACGCCUCGCUGCAGGAUGGAAGCCCUGAGCAGAGCUGAGGUGCUGUUCUCUGGAGAUCGAUGCUCACCUCUGUGGAGCAUGAGACAAACCCCAUCGUGAGAGGCUCCAGAGGGAGGAGAGACAGAUGCCCCGCGCUGGGGUUCAGGUUUCAGAAGUUACCCGCAGCUGGCUUUGCUAAUGGGAGCUGUGGGUGGAGGCCCUUUCCCAGCCCUGGGGAAGAGAGGAUGGAAGAAGCCUGCACACAUCCUGGAAUGUCAAAGACGCUUCUGGAAGCAGCCGAGCCUGGCCACAGCCUGUGCUGGCUCCACCGCCCCCUGUCAUGGGCUGUGGAGGCCCAGCGACCCCCCCACCUGCCCCAGUUUCCUGCUCCAGGGUUGUGACAUUGACUGGGGUGUGUGGAUCUCUUCCUCUUCCCCUUCUCUCCUUUUUAUUCCAGCAGCCGAUGGAACAGCCCAUGUCCCUGACCAGAAGGCUUUGCAUUUGGCUCUCUCUACACUGGUUGUAUGAAUAAUUGAAUAUCCAACUUGCAGUACUGUUAAUGAGUUAUGGGAAUCUU
Lepus europaeus (European hare) is the source of this 1002-nucleotide messenger RNA. RefSeq names its product CHD9 neighbor (gene CHD9NB). The coding region runs from base 329 to 484 and encodes 51 amino acids. The transcript has 3 exons. The record is from RefSeq and is a predicted model, not a curated record. Lineage: Eukaryota; Metazoa; Chordata; Mammalia; Lagomorpha; Leporidae.